UGGUGACUUAGACGUCAGUGAGAUUGAUGAUGCGAAAUCUUUCAACGAUCUGAUAUGUCCCUUAAUACAGAAGAAACUCAUUUCCAAUACCAACGUCAUAUACCUUCAGCAUCUUUUCAGAAGAAUAGGCGCCAACGAGUUGAACCAAAUCUGCAUAGAAUAUGCAACGGGAAUGCACGCCUUGUGUUUCUAUGAGAGUCCUGUCGGAGGAAGAUAUGAUCAAGUAGAAUUCCACAUAGAUGGUGAUAUAAAAGACUACGAUAGGAAUUACCUGAAUGAUAUCAAAGACACAGUUGCAAAGAUGCUAGAAUGCCAAGCGAAUGAGAUUUUCAUUAAUGGCGUGAAAGCCGGCAAUAGUUUCUAUCUAUGCAUUGCCAUUAAAAAGAAGUAUACCAACAAGAUCCUUAGCUUGGAUCCAAUUAAUAUAAGCUCACUUCGUACUCUGCAGAUCGACUUUUUCAAAAUAGGAGAUCAAAAAAUAUCCACAGGCGCCUUGUUGAUAAACAGUAUAACCAUUUCUGGUGCAGAACAGAUUUUGCAUAUCUCGUUUAAAACGCAAGAUGAACUGUUUGUGAGUGAUAAAGAAAAUAUUUGUCUUGUGGAUUCCGCUGGCAAAAUAUUGAAUUCCGGAUUUGAGAGUGCAUACUAUCCCUCAGGGAGUCACACCGUCACAGACGAUUUGGAUUUUCUGUUUGUAGAUACCAAUGGAGUCCAUAAAUUAUCACCAGACGGGGUUAUCGCCACACCCUUCUAUUCCCCGGCACCAUAUUGCAUCCACUCCUCCCACAUUAACGGCGACAUGCUGGUGGGAAGUUUUGGGAAAGUGACGAGGUACGACAGGAAUGGACGGAAACUAAAUGUCAUUAAUUAUCCCCAUGUACGUUAUUUCCAUCCGAUCUACAUCACGGAAAACAAAAACGGAGACAUUUGGACUUCUGACCUUUGGCUUACAGCAGUAACAGUGGUGGAUAGAUCAGGAGGUCAUCGGUUUGACUACACAGGUCCUUAUUCUCACUUUCGUCCUCGUGCUCUUUGUGCGGACGUUCUCGGACAUGUGCUGGUGUGUGAUUGCCAUAAUGACAGUGUUUAUCUCCUGGAUCAGGACGGGAACUUCCUGUAUCUACUGCUGACACAAGAAAUACAUGAAAUUUAUCAUCCAACGGCUCUCUGUGUGGACGAUCAACACAACCUCUACAUCGGACAGGAAUAUAGCAACACAAUAUGUGUCUACAAGUAUCUACAGAAUACGGAUGUAAAGCACAGUACAGACCAGAAGCAUUACUCUAAAAACACGGAGAUCCGUGCACCGAAACGCCUUGGCAAAAAGAGGUCUAACAAAGUCGGUGAUCCCUAUUAUGCUACGUAAUAACAUUGAAUCUGCCACGAUGUGUCUACGGCGUGUCACGGUAUCAUACGAGGCAUAAACUAUUAUCUUGUACAGGUUUGGGUUGAGGGUUACAAUACAUUUUUCGUACAAAAUAUCAUCAAAAUAGUGAUCAUUCAAAGUUCGAAGAUAUGUAUUCUAUAGUUAGAUGGUUUAAUGUAACUAAUAAUUUUGUAGAUAAUUUGAAACAAAUUCUCACAAGUAAAAGACUACGGAUUACUCCACUCUGUUUACCUGAUCAAGAUAUACGACUCAUGGAUAAUAGAUGUUUCCUACUCAUAGACACCAGAUCCCGCCUCUCGUGUGUCCAGGGGCCCGUGUUUGCCUUACUCUUAAUUUUGUACGUUUACAGGAAUUAUGAGAUUGAACACUUUUCUUUACCUCCACUUUUUCAUAGUUUCAAAAAAGGUCUAACGCUGAUGAACAGGUGUUAAUGUGAAACGAUUUGGAGAAAUUGAAGACAUUGUCUUCACAACUUUCCUGUAAAUUAUUUAUGUAUGAAUUUUUUCAUCCCACUAUUUGAUGUUAUAAUUUUUUUUAUUUCCUUUAAAUCCAAGAACCUUUAUCUACAGGAAUUGUUAGAAAGCACAUUAUUUUCUUUGAUUUUUAUAUCCUCUAAUAUUUACAGCAUCACCAGAUAUCUGUGAAAUAGAACCAUAGACUUUGAUGUCUUUUGUUCAACAAAAAGACUGCAAUAUGUGGAUCAUUGUCAUGUGUUUAUCACAGAAACGUGUUAUUUUAGUAUGAAAUAAAGAUGUGUA
Messenger RNA from Ostrea edulis (European flat oyster), 2145 nucleotides. RefSeq lists its product as uncharacterized. Lineage: Eukaryota; Metazoa; Mollusca; Bivalvia; Ostreida; Ostreidae. Gene Ontology annotation, molecular function: protein binding. The record is from RefSeq and is a predicted model, not a curated record. The transcript is spliced from 3 exons. The coding region runs from base 173 to 1366 and encodes 397 amino acids.